UUAUGGGCCUUAAAGGUUUAUAGUAAUAACUCGUAAUGGGGAAGGUUUUGCCAUGGCAAAAAUACAAACCAGACAAAUUUUGUAAACACCAAACAGUAGACAUAGAAUCAGAAAACCGAGCUCGCGGGCUCUCUCCGACCAGACCCCAGAAAGCAUACUACCGAAUCAAGUUUUGGGUUAUACCGUUACCUAUCCUCCAUCUCUCUCUUCCCCUCGACUGUCUCGCCUGCAAACAACACCCUUUUCGCAAAGUGAGGUGUUGAUUAAACGUCUCUCACUAUGUUCAAUGAUAAUGCAUCGUCUCUUCCAGAUCCGCUUCCUCUCCUCAUACUGUCCUGUCCCACAGACCCAUCUGUUCCGCUGCAACAAAACCAUCCAGGACCUCUCCAAACUCGGCAGAGUCGUCGAGGCACGGGAGUUGUUCGACUCGAUGUGUCGAAGAGACCCGGGAUCUUGGAACUCCAUGAUUUCUGGUUACACCCAGAACGGUCUUUUACACGAAGCACAAACGCUCUUCAAUGAGUUUCAUGGAAAGAAUGUCAGAACUUGGACAAUUUUAUUAACCGGGUAUACGAAAUUCGGGCGUGUCAAUGAGGCUCGGGUUCUCUUUGAUGCAAUGCCGGAGCGUAAUGUGAUUUCUUGGAACGGUAUCAUAAGUGGAUAUGUGGACAACGGUGAUUUGAUUAGUGCCAGAGAUUUGUUUGAUGAAAUGCCUGAGAGAAAUGUCGUGUCAUGGAACUCCAUGAUUACUGGGUAUUGCCACUACGGUAUGAUGAGCCAGGCAGGUGAGUUAUUUGAGAAAAUGGGGGAGAGGAAUUUGGUGUCUUGGCUGAUUAUGAUAUCCGGGUUUUCUAAGAUAAGUAAGCAUAGAGAAGCAUGGUCUGUUUUUUUGAUGAUGGUGAGAAGUGGGGUGAGGCCAGACCAGGCAGUAUUGGUCGUAGCGUUAUCAGCUAUAAAUGGGCUGAAUGAUUUAGAAAUGCUCGAGAGUUUGAGGACUGUGGCCAUCAAGACGGGGUACGAGAGAGAUGUGGUUGUGGGGACGUCAAUUUUGGAUGCCUAUACCAGGAAUGGGAGUUUGGAUAAUGCGCUUAAGUUUUUUGAGACGAUGCCAAAACGAAAUGAGUACUCAUGGACCACGAUGAUUGCAGCAUUUGCACACUGUCAUAGAUUUGAGAAUGCGAUUGCUUUUUAUGAGAGGGAUCCAAUUAAGAGCGUUGCCACACGGGCGACAAUUAUAACUGCAUAUGCUCAAGAAGGAAGGAUGUAUGAAGCUAGACGUAUAUUUGAUGAGAUUUCUAACCCCAGUGUUGUCAUGUGGAACGCUAUGGUUGCUGGGUAUGCCCAGAAUGGAAUGCUUGAAGAAGCUAAAGAUGUAUUUUUGCGUAUUCCUGAGCGUAGUGCUGCUUCUUGGGCUGCCAUGAUUUCUGGGUUUGUACAGAAUGGACAAAGCAGAGACGCUUUAGAGUUGUUUGCUGAGCUUCAUAGGUCAGGAAAUGUUCCAAAUCAUUCAAGCUUUACUACUGCUCUUUUUGCUUGCACUAACAUUGGAGAUUUUGAGAUGGGAAAACAGAUACACUCGCUUACCAUUAAGACAAGGUGCCAAUUCAAUUCAUUUGUUGGGAAUGGGCUGAUUUCCAUGUAUGGAAAGUACAAGAACAUUGAGGAUGUUUCUCAGGUUUUUAGCACGAUGAGAGUAAGAGACAUUGUAUCUUGGAACUCCCUCAUUUCUAGGCUUUCAGAGAAUUUCAUGUUGGAUGAUGCUCGCAAAACUUUCGAAAAGAUGCCAAAACGUGAUGUGGUGUCUUGGACUGCCAUUAUUUCAGCCUAUGAGCAAGCAGGGCAUGGGGAUGUUGCCUUUGCAUUGUUGCUUGACAUGUUAACCAGAGGAAUAAGUCCAAACCAAUUAACCAUUACAAGCCUCCUGAGUGCUUGUGCAAGCCUUGGUGUAAUCAAGCCAGGGCAACAGAUCCAUGCUUUGACACAAAAACUUGGAAUUAAUUCUAGUUUGUCUGUUUCCAAUGCUCUUAUAACAAUGUACUUUAAGUGUGGGAGUCUGGAUGGCCUUUGCGUCUUUGAAGAGAUGCCUGACCAAGACAUAGUCACAUGGAAUUCGAUUUUAGGAGGCAGUGCACAGAUCGGACUCAGUACAGAAGUGGUCCAAAUUUUUAAACAAAUGGAAGCCACUGGGGUCUCCCCCAAUGAAAUCAGCUUUCUGGGGGUUUUAUGCGCUUGUGGCAAUGCUGGGCUAGUGGAUAAAGGGUGGGCUUAUUUUACUUCCAUGAGCCAAGAUUAUGGGAUUACCCCUUUGGUUUAUCACUAUACUUGUAUGGUUGAUCUCCUUGGGAGGGCUGGACAGCUCUCUGAAGCUGAAGCUCUCAUCCAAAACAUGCCUGCAAAACCAGAUGUUGUGAUUUGGGAAGUACUUCUCCAUGCUUGCAGGAUCCAUGAAAACAUGGAACUUGGCCAGAAAAUUGCUGAAAGGCUUUUCCAGAUGGGAACAAAUAGAUUAGGAACUUAUAUUUUAUUAUCUAAUAUAUAUGCGUCUCAAGGUUUGUGGGACAAAGUAUGGGAAAUAAGGCAAUCAAUGAAAGACGGGGGAGUGAGCAAAGAACAAGGAAUCAGCUGGAUUGAGAUCAAUAACAAGUUACACUACUUCCUUAUGGGGGAAAAGACACACGAUGAGAUUGAUGAGAUUCACUUGACAUUGAAGAACUUGUAUGGACGGUUUAGAGAAGGAGAUUAUUUACUAGAUACAAACUUUGUUCUACAUGACAUGGAAGAGGAGCAAAAACAGGAUGAACUUCUCUACCAUAGUGAAAAACUUGCCAUUGCCUAUGGGAUCUUGCGCAUGCCAAAUGGAUCACCAAUUCAGAUCAUGAAAAAUAUCCGAAUUUGUGGUGAUUGUCACUCCUUUAUGAAAUUUGUUUCGAACGUUACGCAGCGUAAAGUUGUUAUUCGAGAUGCAAGUAGAUUCCAUCAUUUUUGUGACGGCUUGUGUUCUUGUGGGGAUUAUUGGUGAGCUUGGAUUAGGUGUCAUUUAGAUAGAAGCUCGAUGGUCAUGCAUUUAUGGAUUCUAGAUGGACUGAGGACUUCAAAGUUUUCAUAUUUGAUACUUCAUGACUUAACUAGGAAAUGAAGGUUUUACUGCAUUCCGUUGUUCAGAGGAUGGUUCCACUAACUGUAGAAAUAGAGUACACAUACGAAUUUUUACAUUAAAAUAUAGAGUUUUUGAGAAUCUGGCCUUCCCUUAGAUGGAGAACAGUUUCUACUUACUGGGUUCCAAGUGUACCUCAAUUCUUGCUUGUAUAACUAUUCAUUAAUCUUUAUCACCGUGAUAUAAUAAGAUUGAUUAUUUUCCCUUCUUCUUUA
Messenger RNA from Carya illinoinensis, 3369 nucleotides. RefSeq names its product pentatricopeptide repeat-containing protein At4g02750-like. The record is from RefSeq and is a predicted model, not a curated record. Gene Ontology annotation, biological process: RNA modification. Gene Ontology annotation, molecular function: protein binding; RNA binding; zinc ion binding. Lineage: Eukaryota; Viridiplantae; Streptophyta; Magnoliopsida; Fagales; Juglandaceae. Bases 287 to 3019 code for a protein of 910 amino acids. The transcript has a single exon.